AUGAAGCUGCUUACAGCAGCCUUCCUCAUGUUCGGCACUUUGGUACCCACCGCCGCUGGAUUACCAAAGGCGCCCUGGGUUCAACAGCGAACAAAAGGCCAUGGCCGGAAGCUCUUUGGGGCCAGUAUUGAGAAAAGAGGACAGAAAGUGCGCGACGACUGUGUCGUGAAGGCUGCCCUCGAUAUCGAUGCACCCAAGGAAAACAUUUGGGCCGGCUUGACUGAACCGGAAGCUGUAAGUAUUGUUGAAUGGAUGUUCGCUCAGCCGGAGCUCAACCUCACCGCUUCUGAAGAUGCAGGGAGCUGGGACAAUACUCUUCUCCUAGUUGAGCUUAUGCGACCCAACAAGACUGAUGCAUUGUCAUAUGUUGAUGACGCGGGCUCACUCCCAACUCGUUACGCCCACGCAGUCAUCUCUCACCAGGCGGAUGAGAAUCCGUACUACCAAGAUAUUCUCGUCGGACCGCUGCCGGUUGCCAAUGGCACCACCACUUGGUCCGCGCUCGAGUAUCCUUACACUCGCAAGACGGAGGGCAAGAUUCGAAACUUGGACGCAGAUGAGGAUGCCCUCUAUGACGAAUGGCUGUUCCAAGUGAGUGCCACAGUCUCCGACAUUACCUUGGAUCUGUGGAACGCCACCGCACUCGGUCUGGACAAUGAUACUCUGUCAAUCUGGGGCAUUGACCCGGUUUAUCAAGAAGGAGAUCAAAUCCUGCGAUGGGACACAUUCUGGAGCAACCCAUCAACAAUUUUUGACGUGGGGUCCAUGAUGCCAAUGGGCCUCUUCUUCAUGUCUGAUGUCAGUGGCCGAGAUACCUCCAAGUGGACGGUUGAAGGGUGGUACUACAAUGGAAUCUUCUACGACACUACUGAAGACUUCCGUGCUGCAUAUUGGAGCGGAAAGGUUGAGAAGCUUGAUGGAAACUGGUCAGGCCCUUGGGCCGAGACCGACCAGCAGGGAACUAUUCCUCCCCUGGACACGAUGGCUCCUCCGGUUGCAACUGCCCCUCAGGGUUCUCGAUAUAAUGUUGACGCCGAAAGAAAGUAUGUAGAGUGGAUGGGAUGGAGCUUCUACAUCGGAUUCGACCGUGAUAGCGGAAUGGCGCUCUAUGAUAUUCGAUACAAAGGCCAGCGCGUGCUCUAUGAGCUGGGUCUUCAGGAAGCCCUGGCCCACUACGCUGGAAGUGACCCGACACAGUCUCAUACUGCAUACCUGGAUACAUACUACGGGUUUGGGCCUUUCGCAUUUGAGCUCCUCAAAGGCUAUGAUUGCCCUGCGUACGCAACAUAUCUCAACUCGAGUUUCUAUGUUUCCGAGACGACGCACACUCACUUGAACAGCAUCUGUCUGUUCGAGUUCGAUGCAGACCAUCCCAUGGCUCGACACAGUUCGGCAGAAUACGUGACGGCGACGAAGAAUGUUUACUUCACUGUUCGCUCAGUAUCGACAGUCGGAAACUAUGACUACAUGUUUAGUUACAGCUUCUUCAUGGACGGUUCGAUUGCCGUCGAGGUUCGUGCGUCUGGAUACAUCCAGGCUGCCUUUUUCGCCAAGAACCACGACUACGGAUUCCACAUUCACGAUCAGCUUUCUGGCUCAAUGCACGACCAUGUGCUCAACUUCAAGGCCGACUUUGACAUCCUCGGCACAGAAAACACUGUCCAGCUCAUGGAGCAGGUGCCCCAUAAAACUACGUACCCCUGGUCGAAGGGCAAGGUCUUUAACACGAUGAAGCUGAACCGAUCGUAUGUCGAGAAUGAAGAUGAAGGACAGUUCAACUGGGGCUACAACAACCAAAAGCAGGUUUUCGUUGUUAACCAGGAUGAAAACAACAAGUAUGGCGAGCACAGAGGAUACCGCAUCCUGCCGUACACGGGUGCCGCGCAUCUCACAGUUAAAGACUCGAGCGUCUUGAAAAAUAGUGCAAAAUGGGCUGAGCACGAUAUUAUGGUAUCUAGGCGGAAGGAUACGGAACCCAGAAGCACACACACGUACAACAACCAAGACACAGAGAAUCCGCCAGUCGACUUUUCCAGGUUCUUUGACAGCGAGAGCCUAAACCAGACUGAUUUGGUGCUCUGGCUUAAUUUGGGCAUGCACCAUGUCCCUCAUACUGGAGAUCUCCCCACAACGGUAUUCACAACAGCCCACUCUGAAAUCCAGUUCAUGCCCACCAACUAUUUCAACGUCGGCGCCAACGUCGAAACGGUGAACAUGGUGCGAGUAAACUACAAAGACGGCGACGCUACCGAUGUCAUCCACUUCGGCGCCUAUGACGGCACUUGCGACUUGGACUAUGAGCCGGCUUUCGUUGACUUGUGGGAGUAUAAGGGCGAUGUCGUGGUCCGCAAGUUCCCCUACUCGCCGGAUGACCUGUAUUACGAGACGGACUCGAUUUAA
Ilyonectria robusta is the source of this 2400-nucleotide messenger RNA. RefSeq names its product copper amine oxidase. The record is from RefSeq and is a predicted model, not a curated record. Gene Ontology annotation, cellular component: plasma membrane. NCBI's taxonomy places the organism in Eukaryota, Fungi, Ascomycota, Sordariomycetes, Hypocreales, Nectriaceae. Gene Ontology annotation, biological process: amine metabolic process. Bases 1 to 2400 code for a protein of 799 amino acids. Gene Ontology annotation, molecular function: quinone binding; copper ion binding; primary methylamine oxidase activity. The transcript is spliced from 3 exons.